Molecule: messenger RNA, 2819 nt
Organism: Peromyscus leucopus (white-footed mouse)
Lineage: Eukaryota; Metazoa; Chordata; Mammalia; Rodentia; Cricetidae
Gene: Lrit1
Product: leucine rich repeat, Ig-like and transmembrane domains 1
Exons: 4
Coding region: 91-1959 (622 amino acids)
Cellular component (GO): endoplasmic reticulum membrane
Molecular function (GO): protein binding
Source: RefSeq, a predicted model, not a curated record
CAAGUGGGUAGCUGCUGGACCUACUGGACAAGCAGGACGGAGCACUCCCGGGACAGGCCCCCUGCCUGGGCCCAAGAGGAGCCAGAAGCCAUGUGGGUGGCUGUGGGCAUGCUCUGGCUCCUUGCCCUUGGGGGACCUCACCAGGCCUGGAGCUUCUGCCCCUCUCAGUGCAGCUGCAGCCUGCACAUCCUGAGUGAUGGCAGCAAGGCCAGGACAGUGGUGUGCAGCGACCCUGACUUGACCUUGCCCCCAGCUUCGAUUCCACCGGACACCUGCAAGCUGCGCCUGGAGCGGACGGCCAUCCGUAGGGUGCCUGGAGAGGCCUUCAGGCCUCUCAGCCGCCUGGAACAGCUGUGGCUGCCUUACAAUGCUCUCAGCGAGCUCAGUGCCCUCAUGCUUAGGGGCCUGCGCCGCCUGCGAGAGCUGCGUCUGCCUGGGAACCGCCUGGCUGCUUUCCCCUGGGCUGCGCUCAGGGAUGCUCCACAACUGCAGCUGCUCGACCUGCAGGCCAAUCGCCUGUCGACCUUGCCACCUGAGGCUGCACACUUCCUGGAGAACCUUACUUUCCUGGACCUUUCCAGCAACCAGCUGAUGAGGCUUCCCCUGGAGCUGCUAGACACCUGGGCUCACCUGAAGAUCGGACCCUUCCAUUCAGGUCACCGUGCCAGGCUAGUUCUAGGGCUUCAGGACAACCCCUGGGUAUGUGACUGUCGACUCUAUGACCUGGUUCAUCUCCUAGAUGGCUGGACUUCAAACUUGGUCUUCAUUGAACCUAGACUGAGGUGUGCCAGCCCACGAAGCCUGGCGGGAGUGGCCUUUAGCCAGCUGGAGCUGAGAAAGUGUCAGAGCCCAGAGCUCCGUCCAGGGGUAACCAGCAUCAUAUCCCCUUUGGGUAGCACAGUAUUGCUACGUUGUGGAGCAACUGGGAUCCCAGGUCCUGAGAUGAGCUGGAGGAGAGCCAAUGGACAAGCACUCAAUGGCACAGUGCACCAGGAAGUCUCCAGCGAUGGCUCAAGCUGGACUUUGCUGGAUCUGCCUGUUGUGUCUCUCUUUGACUCUGGAGACUACAUCUGCCAGGCCAAGAACUUUCUAGGAGCUUCUGAAACACUUAUCUCCUUAAUUGUCACCGAGCCCCAGACUUCUACAGAGUACAGCGGGGUUCCAAGGGCCCUGUGGGCAAGGACAGGGGAGGGGGCCGAAGCUGCUGCUUACAACAACAAGCUGGUGGCCAGGCAUGUUCCCCACAUUCCUGAGCCUGUAGCCAUGGCCACCAAGCCCUCAGUGCCCAGCAUAAAAGAGGAGCUGGAGCUCCAGCACUUUCAGAUGGAUGUCCCAGGAGAGCUCUCCAGAGAGCAAGCAGAGCCGCAGGAGGCCCAGAUGGUCAGGUCUCUCAAGGUGGUAGGAGAUACUUACCACAGCGUGUCACUGGUGUGGAAAGCCCCUCAGGCUGGGAACACAACUGCCUUUAGUGUCCUUUACGCCGUCUUUGGGCAGAGCGACAUGCGAAGGGUGAUUGUGGAGCCUGGGAAGACUAGUGUCACCAUCGAGGGGCUUGCUCCAAAGACCAAGUACGUGGCAUGUGUCUGUGUGCGGGGCCUAGUGCCUACGAAGGAGCAGUGUGUCAUCUUCUCUACUGACGAGGUGGUAGAUGCAGAGGGCACCCAGCGGCUCAUCAACAUGGUGGUGAUCAGCGUGGCAGCCAUCAUCGCGCUGCCUCCCACCCUGCUCGUCUGCUGCGGGGCGCUCCGAAGACGCUGCCACAAGUGCCGCACACGGGGCUCUGCAGAGGCGACUGGUGCCUACGUUAAUUUGGAAAGACUGGGCCACAGCGAGGAUGGUUCAGAGCUGUCCAGGAGCAGCCUCAGCGAGGCAGAUAGGCUUCUCUCAGCACGCUCCAGCCUGGACUCCCAGGUCUUGGGAGUCAGGGGUGGCAGGCGUAUCAAUGAGUACUUCUGCUGAGCCUGAGCCCCACUCACACGGGUCUGGCCACUCUCCCCCUUCAGUCUCACACACUUCCACACCUGAUUGUGUGCUCAGCCACCCUUAAGGUCCGGGUACUUGCUCACAUGUACGUUUACAUCAACUGCAGCGGACACGGCGCAUUAAGCACGUACUGUGUGCUAGCAAGUGUCCAAAGCACUGCAUAGGUGUUAGCUCACCGGGCUCUCAUAACAACCAUUAGCAUCAGGACUCAUUUUUCUCUCUAUUUUCCUGGAGAAGAAACAGGUGUGAAGUAUUUUGCCUGUAUCAGUCAGUUUCUGCUACAUAACAAAUAAAAGCAAACUCUCUGGUACGCAGCAUUAAGAUACUUACUUUCACACGCUGUGUCUGUAGAUUGACUGUCAUGGCUCCGCUGUGUGCGUCCCAUCGGGGCCCAGAGGUGGAGUGUAACAGUGGCUAGCUACCUGGGGCAGACUUCUCUCAGAUGACAUAAGAGGAAUGGUAAAAUCAUGCAAUACCUCUCAAUGUCUUAGUGUGAGAUUGGUACAUUGCUGCUUCUGCCCGUAUUGUAUCUGCCAAAGAGAGUCUCAUGGCCAAACGCAACUUUAACAAGGCAAGCAAAGACACCAGUCCUCUGAAGAUGAUAACGGGAGACAAAACAUUUGUGAAGCAAAUUUACAAUAUGGCCCACUAUCGUACUGCCACUGGGGAGUGGCAGCUCUAGCUUUGGACCUAGCAGUUGGGCAGUUGGUUCUUCUGGAAAGUCCUUACCACUCUCUCUCUACAUUCCUUUAUGGUUGCAUUUAUGUCAACUCAUAAACACAGUCUUUCUAUACAUAGCCAUGUUUUUUUAACACACACACACACACACACACACA